AUGGCACUUAUUUGCUUGAAAGUAGUAGUUAGGUGCUAUUUUUCUCGGUCUCCCUCUCUUUUCCCCGUCCACUUCGCUCCCGUACAACAGUCUAUACCUGUGGGACUCGCCCACUUUCUCCUGCGGCGAAGGGAUCUGCCUAGUGUUCUCUGA
This is a messenger RNA of Penicillium digitatum Pd1, 153 nucleotides long. The record is from RefSeq and is a predicted model, not a curated record. NCBI's taxonomy places the organism in Eukaryota, Fungi, Ascomycota, Eurotiomycetes, Eurotiales, Aspergillaceae.